CGCUCUGGACAAUGUGAUUGGACCACACUUACGCGAAGGCGGGGCUCAUGACGCCACUGUCCUCGGACUAGAGAAAGACGCCAUUUUGUUUUUUAGCGGUGAGGAGGAGAACCGGAAAAAUCGUAGCGAAACUGCACCAAAAGAUCCGCCAACAUGGGGAAUAUGUUUGCAGGCCUCUUUAAGAAUCUCUUUGGGAAGAAAGAGAUGAGAAUUCUGAUGGUGGGCUUGGAUGCUGCUGGAAAGACCACCAUCCUGUACAAACUAAAACUGGGAGAAAUAGUCACCACCAUCCCAACUAUCGGUUUUAAUGUUGAGACGGUAGAGUAUAAGAACAUCAGCUUCACUGUGUGGGAUGUGGGCGGUCAGGAUAAGAUCCGGCCGCUUUGGAGGCACUAUUUCCAGAACACACAAGGCCUGAUUUUUGUUGUGGACAGUAAUGAUAGGGAGCGAGUGAAUGAGGCGAGGGAGGAGUUGACGAGGAUGCUGGCAGAGGACGAAUUGCGAGAUGCCGUGCUGCUCGUCUUUGCCAACAAACAGGACCUUCCAAAUGCGAUGAAUGCAGCUGAGAUCACAGAUAAGCUGGGCCUUCAUUCCCUGCGUCAUCGUAACUGGUACAUCCAGGCCACCUGUGCCACCAGUGGGGAUGGCCUUUACGAAGGGCUCGACUGGCUCUCUAACCAGCUCAAAAACGCUAAAUGAUCCAUUCCACCCUCUCCUCUUCUGUCAGCGCUGUGUGUGUGUGUGAAUGUGUUUGAAGGGUGACAGCACUGGUUUCAGUCUUGCCCUGUUUAUCCAUUUCUUUCUCUUGUCCAGUCUUGUAUACGUCAGAGACUCUGCCCAGUGCUGUCGAUAAUACACAUGCAAGAGUGUGUGUGUUUACGUGUGCAUGUGUGUGAACUGAGGGUGGGAGUAGCCUUGCUGUGCCUUUCAAAAUAGACACUCAGUGUACAGCACGGUUCUCUCUUUCUCUCUCCUCUCCCCGUGGUUUUCUGCACGCAAAGAAUGACCCAGGAUGUUAAAUAUUUCUGUUACCUAAUACACUGAAACCAGACUAUAGGCCUGAUUUGUCCCUUUCCCAAUGUUUAAAGCAAUCACGCAUGUCUAAAAUGUUACAAGGUGUGAGUUGCCAUCCUUUGACCCCACAUUUGAUAAAACUCAUUGUAACCUGCAUCAGGUUGGGAAAAAAAAGAAGGAAAAAAAUCAGACAAUAAAGUGACAUUUCUUUGCCAUCCA
This is a messenger RNA of Carassius carassius (crucian carp), 1233 nucleotides long. RefSeq names its product ADP-ribosylation factor 1-like. NCBI's taxonomy places the organism in Eukaryota, Metazoa, Chordata, Actinopteri, Cypriniformes, Cyprinidae. Gene Ontology annotation, molecular function: GTPase activity; GTP binding. The record is from RefSeq and is a predicted model, not a curated record. Gene Ontology annotation, cellular component: plasma membrane; cytoplasm. Bases 154 to 699 code for a protein of 181 amino acids. Gene Ontology annotation, biological process: vesicle-mediated transport; intracellular protein transport. The transcript is spliced from 5 exons.